AUGCGAAGAACUUUUGACAGGCAAAGUGCAAUAUUGAUAGGUGAUUGCACUUUGCCUGUCACAUACAUCUCGACAGAGGCAACAUUCGAUAUGAAAGUUUCUCUGUCGAGAAACUUCCUCACACCUCAAGAGAUGCGAAGAACUUUUGACAGGCAAAGUGCAAUAUUGAUAGGUGAUUGCACUUUGCCUGUCACAUACAUCUCGACAGAGGCAACAUUCGAUAUGAAAGUUUCCUGUCGAGAAACUUCCUCACACCUCAAGAGAUGCGAAGAACUUUUGACAGGCAAAGUGCAAUAUUGA
This is a messenger RNA of Trichomonas vaginalis G3, 300 nucleotides long. RefSeq lists its product as uncharacterized. NCBI's taxonomy places the organism in Eukaryota, Parabasalia, Trichomonadida, Trichomonadidae. The transcript has a single exon. Bases 1 to 300 code for a protein of 99 amino acids. The record is from RefSeq and is a predicted model, not a curated record.